Malaclemys terrapin pileata is the source of this 758-nucleotide messenger RNA. It is a transcript of the gene LSM3, whose product is annotated as LSM3 homolog, U6 small nuclear RNA and mRNA degradation associated. The transcript has 4 exons. Bases 104 to 412 code for a protein of 102 amino acids. Gene Ontology annotation, molecular function: RNA binding. The record is from RefSeq and is a predicted model, not a curated record. Gene Ontology annotation, biological process: mRNA splicing, via spliceosome; P-body assembly. NCBI's taxonomy places the organism in Eukaryota, Metazoa, Chordata, Testudines, Emydidae. Gene Ontology annotation, cellular component: catalytic step 2 spliceosome; P-body; precatalytic spliceosome.
CGUCACCACCCCCCAUUCUUACGCGCCGACUCGCCCGCGCUCCUGGCGGCUCGCCGAGGGGCGGCAGAUUCGCGCGAGAGGAGGCGGGGCUCGCGUUUGAAAGAUGGCGGACGAAGUGGACCAGCAACAAACAACAAAUACUGUAGAGGAGCCACUGGAUCUGAUCAGACUCAGUCUAGAUGAACGAAUCUAUGUGAAAAUGAGGAAUGACCGAGAACUUCGAGGCAGAUUACAUGCUUAUGAUCAGCACUUAAAUAUGAUUUUGGGUGAUGUUGAAGAGACUGUGACAACAAUAGAGAUUGAUGAGGAAACCUAUGAAGAGAUUUAUAAAUCUACCAAGAGGAAUAUUCCAAUGCUCUUUGUCAGAGGUGACGGCGUUGUGCUCGUAGCUCCUCCAUUGCGGGUUGGCUGAAACCAUAAAGGAUUUUCCCUGGUUGGAAAGCUGCUCGCUUUGAGAUAAGGCUCCCGUUCAGAUCACACUUCUGUGCAAAACUCUGUGCAUAUUUUUAUAUGAUAUUGUUGGUUUGUGUUUUGUUUUUGUGUUUGUUUUUUUUUGCACCUGCUUGGCUUGUGGAUCAUUGAAAACAACAGACAAAAAUGAUGAAAGGAUGGUGUGAGACAGUUUAGUUUUCAAGGAGUAAAUUUAAAUGCUAUAAUACAGGUGUGUCUCAAAUCAGUAAAUUAAUCUUUUCAGUUUUACAGUCUUGGCAAUUGCUGAGUUCUAAUUUUUUAAUAAAUAUGGUUUAUCUUUUGGAUUA